Molecule: messenger RNA, 1703 nt
Organism: Bipolaris maydis ATCC 48331
Lineage: Eukaryota; Fungi; Ascomycota; Dothideomycetes; Pleosporales; Pleosporaceae
Product: eukaryotic rRNA processing protein EBP2-domain-containing protein
Biological process (GO): ribosomal large subunit biogenesis; rRNA processing
Cellular component (GO): preribosome, large subunit precursor; nuclear periphery; nucleolus
Source: RefSeq, a predicted model, not a curated record
UUUGUCUCUUUUUUAUAGCGCAAAAACACACGACAACCAUGGGGAAAAGCAAGCUUAAGACUGCGCUUAUUCACCAGCAAGGGCGCAAUAUUAAGCUUGAGAAGCAGCGCAAGCAUGAGAAACAGGUGCAGAAGCGGAAACAAAAGCGCGAUGGGAACGAGGCGCACGAGGAUGACGAGGAGGGAGGAGUGCCGCUGGAUGAGGUAGAGGUCAAGGUCAAUGGCAAAGCGAAGAAGGAUAAGAAGGAAGACAAGUCGCCAAAGGCUGCGCCUGCCGUCAAAGAGGUCGAGUUGGAGACUGAGGGUAGCGAGGAUGAGAGUGAGGAUGAUGAUGAUGAGGCGUCUGAACGACCUGCGCUCGACCUUUCGCACCUCGACGACAGCGAGAGCGACAUUAGCUCGGAUGAAGAGGAGAUGCAGGCUGAAGACGACGAAGAAGGCGAGGAUGAGGAUGAAGAGGAGGAUGACGAGGAUGACGAGGAUGACGAAGAAGACAUUGCGCUCUCAGACCUCGACUCCGUCGCCUCAGAAGAAAAGGGCGACAUCAUCCCUCACCAACGUCUCACAAUCAACAAUACCGCUGCCCUUACCGCCGCCCUGCACCGCAUACAACUACCCUACUCGAAGCUCGCCUUCUCAGAACACCAAUCCGUAACCACGGAUGAGCCUGUCGAGAUUCCCGAUGUCGAGGACGACCUCAACCGUGAGCUCGCAUUCUACAAGCAGUGCCUAUCCUCUGUCAAAGAGGCACGGCAAAAACUCAAGAAGGAGGGAGUGCCAUUUUCACGACCCGCAGAUUACUUUGCGGAGAUGGUCAAGAGCGACGAACACAUGGGCAAGAUCAAGCAAAAGCUGAUUGAUGCUGCGGCUGGCAAGAAGGCGGCUGCCGAGGCGCGCAAGCAGAGAGACUUGAAGAAAUUUGGCAAGCAAGUCCAGGUCGCAAAGAUGCAGGAGCGCGCAAAGGAGAAGCGGGAUACUAUUGAGAAAAUUAACACCCUCAAGAGAAAGCGACAAGGCGCAGACAUCACCUCCACCAACGAAGAAGAUCUCUUUGACGUCGCCGCCACAGCCGAUGACUCCAAGUCUGAUCGUCGUGCCGGCCGCGGUGGCGCCGACGGCAAAGCGUUCAACGCCAAGCGCCAGAAGAAAGAUGCAAAAUACGGUUUCGGAGGCAAGAAGAGGCAUUCUAAGAGCAACGAUGCACAGUCCAGUGCUGAUGGCCGAGGUUUCUCUGUUCGCAAGAUGAAGGGCAAGCCUAGCGGUGGCGGCGGCGCAAGCAAACGGCCAGGCAAGGCGAGGAGAGCGAAGAUGCAUUAGGAAACCAUAAAAGGGCGGUGAUAUUUGCAUGUGUAUGGGCGCUUUUGGCGUUAAUAGGGCUUAUUGAGAAAAGAAGGAAAAGAACGUGUGUAUUAUGUUGAACCUUUUUCUUGGUAAGAAGAAGACGACGAGUGGUCUUUUCUCUUCGCACUGUCAUAUCACAUACUAGUGCGAAUCAAUGCAACAGACAUGAAUUGAGCCACUUUUUUUCGGAAGUGCCGUUAGGAUCUGUGAAUUCAAGGGCACUUGGCUUUUACAACCGUCUCAUUAUUCAAUAUUUCUCUUGACUCAUUCUCACCACUAUUUUCCCCCUUGCCCUACCCGUUCUCAACUUUUGAUACGCUUUCGGUACAUCUUCGAACUCAUACACCUCAUCUAUCACCGGCU